This is a messenger RNA of Orcinus orca (killer whale), 1165 nucleotides long. RefSeq names its product chromosome X CXorf65 homolog (gene CXHXorf65). Bases 467 to 1138 code for a protein of 223 amino acids. Lineage: Eukaryota; Metazoa; Chordata; Mammalia; Artiodactyla; Delphinidae. The record is from RefSeq and is a predicted model, not a curated record. The transcript has 5 exons.
CGCGGAGGCAGCGGCACUACAGACUCACUCGAAAAGAGUGCUGUUCCAGAAAUGGACUUUUCUCUAGGUGUCCUACACUCCUUCUAAGGGCCAGUUUAGAGUUAGAUUUACCAUGCUGCCCCCAUUUUCUGUUGUUGUUGUUGCCCCCAUUUUAACAAAUCUUUUAUAGACCCCACCCAGGUUCUUCUUUCCUUAGCCUUACCUCACCUUCUGUUACACAUACCACUUCUGACCUCAUAAUCCCUCAGCUGCAGCCUCAGGCCCUACCCCUAGGGAUGCUGCUUAUCCACAACUGCCCAUAGCUCUCUCCUGUUUGCACAGUCUGGACCUCCUCAGCCAAUUUAAUCCAUCUUCCUCUCCAGUCCCCCGACCUUAUGGGCCCACUUGGCCCCCCAAGGCCUCUAGAACACCCUCCUUCUGCCAUGACUUAUUAAGACUCUCUGAAGAAUGAGAAGAUCUUCAGAGCAUGUUCAUCUAUGUCGAACAUGGAGAUAAUCAGCAGUUUCUGGCCAAUACUAAUUGUUCUGUCCUCCUGUUGCUGCAAUAUGUCCGUCAUGAAGUGGGGGUGCCUAAAACAGACAUCAUCGAUUUGUGUGAUGCAAUGGGGACAAUGCAGAUGUUUUUCCUGAAGAAGACCCUUGGAGACUAUGCCAACAAAUUCCUUACAGCUCGAGACACCUACUACGUUUGCAGGGUGGAGUAUGGGUUAGCAGGAACUGUACUUCAGAAUGUCUACAGAGCUUUUGUGCCCCUCCUGAAGAACCCAGAUCCCAAGCUAAUUGAUGCCUUGCAUACACAAUGUGACCUCCUGCGGAGGGGUCAAAUAAAAAUGCUUAGAAGACAAGAAGCCAAGAAACGUGCUCGAACUGAAUCGUCAAUGAAAUCGUCAAUGAAAUCGUCAAUGAAAUCGUCAAUGAAAUCGUCAGGGAAAUCGUCAGGGAAAUCGUCAGGGAAAUCAGUGAAACUCCCAGUAAGCCUUCCCAAACAUGGUCUGUCUCAGCAACCUCCUUUCCCCCGCCAGUCUACCGAAGGCUUCUCCACCCUGGCCCUCUGGGAUGAAUUUCCUUUCCAAAUCCAACAUCCAUGCCCAAGACCUGCCUCUCACCUCUUUUGUCCUGCCUUCGGUCCUAGUUUGUAGAAAGCUUCCCUGCAGGGGCCUCUUUCU